AUGCGCUAUUCCGGCUUACCUUCGUCACAUCCUGUCUCAGAGCUUCUAGAAAUUUCCCUUCAACUUCAAAGGAUCUGCACUCGCGGUUGCCUUCCCCUUCAGAAAUGGACUUCAAAUUCACCAGCGGCUCUUCAACAUCUUGACUCUUCAGCCUUACAACCUGAAGCAGUUUCGAUUGAAUCGGAGGAUUCGACGACGAAGCUUUUGGGCCUAGUCUGGGAUCCCAUCAAGGACGUAUUUCGGUUCAACCUUCAGGCAAACUUCUCUUCAACAAUAACUAAGCGGAUCGCCCUCUCGGAAACUGCUUCCUUGUUCGAUCCCCUUGGUUUUAUUUCUCCGGUAAUCAUUACAGCCAAAAUCUUCAUGCAGGAGCUCUGGCUCGCAAAACUGCAGUGGGACGACCUUCUCCCGGAACGACUUCAACUUCGGUGGUGGCAAUUCCGUGAAAGCUUGAGCGAUCUGCCCCUCAUUUCGCUUCCUCGGUGGCUACAUUCGUCUCCCACGGACUCGGUCGAACUUCAUGGGUUCUCUGACGCUUCGCAGCUAGCCAUGGCUGCUGUGGUUUACCUUCGAUCAACUUCUUCAGACGGCUCGACUUCUGUCACGCUCCUCGCUUCCAAAACGAGAGUGGCCCCUCUAAAACGGCUAAGUAUCCCUCGCCUCGAGCUUUCGGCUGCUCUUCUACUGGCUCGGCUCAUUGCAUACAUCCAGAAAAUGCUUCCGCUAAACGGCGCGCCUGUCUAUCUCUGGACGGACUCGUCGGUUACUCUCACCUGGGUCUCUUCACAACCAGCUCGCUGGAAAGACUUCGUCCGGAAUCGAGUUUCACUCAUUCAAGAAUUGACUUCAACGGCAAAAUGGCGCUUCAUUUCGGGAAAGGAGAACCCAGCGGACUGUGCUUCGCGAGGACUGACUCCUCUUCAGUUGUCCAAGCAUUCUCUCUGGUGGUCCGGUCCCACUUGGCUAAUGAACACUUCGGAAAACUGGCCGGCACAGCCACUAAACCUUCCCACGGACGCUCCACUCGAGCAUCGGCCCGGCUUCAGCUUUACUUCAAAUCUCGAGCCAAUAGGCGAGAUUUGGGAUCUUGUUCAACGGUAUUCUUCAUUGACACGACUUCUUCGAAUCACGGCAAUGUGUCAACGAGCUCUUCAUCGUUUCAAGCGCUCCUCACCGGUUCGGACGGACAUACAGCUUACUCCAGACGAUCUUGAACAAGCAAGACUCUUCUGGGUACUACAUAUACAAUCGGCUCAUUUCGCUGCGGAACUUCGAUCAAUCUCAAACGGAAAUUUUCUGACACGGGGUCAUUUCCUGUCGGCCUUGACUCCCUUCAUCGAUUCGCAUGGAACUCUUCGCGUCGGGGGACGCCUGCAGCAUUCCAGUCUAAAUUCGGAAGUAAAACACCCGGUGAUUCUUCCUCGUCAUUCGACGUUUACGACGCUCGUCAUCACUGACGCGCACUUCAAGACUCUUCACGGCGGAACUUAA
Molecule: messenger RNA, 1491 nt
Organism: Venturia canescens
Lineage: Eukaryota; Metazoa; Arthropoda; Insecta; Hymenoptera; Ichneumonidae
Exons: 1
Coding region: 1-1491 (496 amino acids)
Source: RefSeq, a predicted model, not a curated record